CAGGUUAAGAACGGACCUCCGGAACGAAUUAAGUACUUAACCUGAGGUACCACUGUACAAUGAAAUGUUGCAACUACAGUAUUAAAACUAAGCACAUUUCCAGAAUGAGGUGCAAUUUAGUUAAUUCGGAGCAAUCAAAACAGUAUAAUCUAUGCAAGUCUACUUUGUAGUAAUCCUUAUUUAGUUCAACUGAGGUUACUUCCAGCUAAGUAUAUAUAUAGGGCCUGCAGCCUUACUUCCAGGUAGGUGUGCUUGGGUUUACAGCAUUUGCUAUACUUACCUAGUUAGCUUAGUUAAGCCUUGGAGUGGAGAAGACCUGGCUUAGCAAUCAAUUUCACAAGCAGAGACACACGGUGGAGUAUUAAGAUGAUCAGUAAACUGGAUUAUCUCAUCAGGUGUAUGUUUUUUCCUUUAAUGCCUUGUUAGAAAGGAAUUACACCUGGAUAUUAUUUAAGAAACCAGAACUGACCAGACCAGAACUGACUGACCAGAACUGCAUGUGGAAAGGGUGGUUUCUUUGCUUCGACAAAUCCCCAUCAUGAAGAUUUUUGGGGAAGUACUUGUUUGUCUGUGGUCUCUAAGGCUACUUUUUUAUAGUGUCUUGUGUUCCCCCAGUCCCAAGGAUGAAGGGGGAUCUCAGACAUCGCUGGUGUCAGAAGCCUCUGAGCUGCCUCCAGUGUUGUUAUUUUGUCCAGAUGCAGAAAAUGGCUACGGCCAGUUGCCUACACCUUCCAAGAUAUUGUCUGACCACCAUCAGCAGGAGUUGGGAGAUUGUGUGCCAGGACCACAACUGGAUUCCAAAGCCCUGAGAUACAUGAAGAGGCUUUAUAAAAUGUCUACUACAAAAGAAGGAUUCCCAAAGAUAAACCAUCUCUAUAACACAGUCCGACUCUUAAGUCCAGGUGCUGAAGGCAAGCACCUCACCAUAGGACAAACAAAAGGAGACCUUCGUUCACCAGGCUUCCUCUUCAGCUUGGACCAUGUUACUGCUUUGGAACACUUAGUCAAGUCGGUCUUACUCUACUCAUUUGAUAAACCAUUUCCUAAAUCGUGGGCUGUUACGUGUACAGGUAAUCUGGUUGUAAAGGCGGGUGGUGCCUCUGGUCAAGCACACCCCAUUAUUGAACAUGCCAUGACCUUCCACUUUGAACUUGGACGCAAACGGGCUGAGAUUGAUGUGACCUCUUUUACCUGGCCUCUGAUAGCCUCUAACAAUAGAAGCGUUUACAUGGCUGUGAAUAUUGUUUGCCCGAAUAACCAGCCCUCCAACUCCAAACAGGAUCCCUUUAAUAUGACACGGGCAUCGCUUUCUCUUCUCCUGUACCUCAAUGACACCAGUGAGCAAGCUCACCCUACAUGGGAUUUUCUCAAGCACAAGAGAAGGAACUCCAUGCAAGCCAGGCUGGAAAGGGGUCCUUUCGCAGGUCUCGGAAGGGAGGCAGGAAAAGACCUCAAACAGAGCACAAGAAAGCCUCGUCACCGAAGAGAUGGAGAUGGUCAAGAGGAAAACAAAUCAGUUUCCAUAGACAACUUACGUAAGUACUACGAACAGUUUCUUUUCCCACAAAAUGACUGUAAGCUUCACAACUUCAGGCUGAAAUUCAGCCAGCUGGGCUGGGACAGGUGGAUAAUUGCACCACACAGAUACAAUCCUCGCUAUUGCAAAGGUGACUGUCCAAGAGUAUUUAGGCAUCGCUUUAGCUCUCCUCUGCACUCGAUGAUACAGAACCUCAUACAUGAAAAAAUAAACCCCUCUGUCCCCAGGCCCUCCUGCAUACCUGCUGAAUACAGCCCCCUGAGUGUCUUGGAGGUAGAGCCUGAUGGAUCAAUUGUGUACAAAGAAUAUGCAGAUAUGAUUGCUACCAAGUGCACUUGCCAAUAAAGCCAGUGCUGAUUUAUUAAUAAUGUGAUAUUUUCCCUUAACAGUAGAAGGAAAGUAGCCUGUUGGUUAAAAAAGAAAAAGAAAAAAAAGACUUAGAAUGGAGUACUGAGGCAGGUAUUUUCAGGACAGCAUUUAAUUAGCCCCCUCUGAUUUGAAAGAGGCAAAGUAUGGGCAUAAGGAGGUUUCCUUGUUAUCUUUUUUCUUUCUUCAAAAUGGGGGGGAAAGACAUGAAUUGUGAAAUGUUUUGGCUAGGGGAAGAGUGGAAGCGCUGUUUCUCUAGAUAAGCAAAAAAGUAGAAUGCCUGUCCUUUCAUGCCACUUUUGUAGUGUUCUUCUUUAAUCAUGUUGAAAAUAUUUUUUAUUUUGAAGAAAUUUUAUGACAAGUGUUUGGGCACAGAAGGUUUUAUUAUUGCUAACUGCUCAAUCACUUAAUUUUAAUAAGUACUUUUAGUGAUUGAAACUGGUUGUCUGAGACAGCUCCUGUUCUUUAUUAUGAUGACUACCAGAUGUAAAGGUUCGUUUAAAGCAAUGAAUAACCUUUUGUUUAACUUUGAAGGCUCUCAUGUUACAAAAGAAUGUAAUUGUAAAAAAAAAUGUCCUAGUUGUGUGUCUAGGAAACACCUUACUAGGGUGGCUAAACACAUUACAAAAUCCUGUGUGAAGACACGUCUGAGUGGGCAGUAACCUGUAACCUGCAUGCAGAUCAUACAUGCAGCUUUCUACAUGGAACACAGGCAUGACGUCAUGCAAGUUUCUUGCUAAGUUCUACACAGAAGUGCCUUCAAACAGAUUGGGGUGGGAAGUGACUCACAUUUCUGUCAAUUGAAUGGUGGGCACUGGGAAGGAAUCUGUUGAACUUGUCCAUGAGCCUACAUCAGACUGGAUUGAUGAGCUCUGUUAAAUAUGGCAUUCAGAAAUGUUCAAAUGCUUGCUGUCUUCUAUUCUGGUUGGUUUAUGAACAGGAAACAAAAUUCACCUAAACACAAAUUAAAACACAAAGUUACAUUCUAGUGCCAUAGUUAAGCAUGUCUGUAAAUGAAAAGUAGGUGGGUUUUCCAGUGAUAAGCUAGCUUAAAGCAUUUUAAUGAUUCCUUUCUUCUGUUGCUGAACUGAAAUUCUGUCUGAAUGUGUUUGUAAACCUGA
Podarcis muralis (Common wall lizard) is the source of this 3024-nucleotide messenger RNA. It is a transcript of the gene GDF9, whose product is annotated as growth differentiation factor 9. Gene Ontology annotation, molecular function: cytokine activity; growth factor activity. The record is from RefSeq and is a predicted model, not a curated record. Gene Ontology annotation, cellular component: extracellular region. NCBI's taxonomy places the organism in Eukaryota, Metazoa, Chordata, Lepidosauria, Squamata, Lacertidae.